UAUGGUCUUUACCUUCAUUAGUCCUUAAUCUGAAGGCCACAUCCAUAUCGACAGUCACGUGAUUUUCUUUUUUAAUAAAAAAUUAUAGGCCUAGAUGAAACUGCAUCCGACAUUGAUAUAUAACAAUAUAUUGAAUAUUGUUGAAAAUCGUGAUAUUCUUGAUGAAAAUGAAAGUAAAAAGCAUAUGACUAUUCAAGCGAGCACCUGUUUUUUUUUUUUUUUUAUUCUCACAAAAUAUGUUUCAAAGAAUAUCAAUUUCACUCUUCUAAUAUUGCGAAGAAUGAUGUUCAAUAAUUUUCAAGAAAAGACGUCCAGCACAUGUUAAAGGAGAAAUUGAAUUUGACAUGUUUGUAAUUUUAUGAACUCCAUAUCAGAUAAAUUAUUGUUGACAUGUAUUCAGUCUAAAAUAUGAAAUACUUCAUCAGACGUUCUUUCUACAUUCAUUUUUAUAUUCAACCCCGUCAGAUUUACGCACAGAGCGAAACUGAUGUGUAGUAAACACGAAAUUAGCGUGUGAAAUUUCACGACCACGUAACAAGCUGCUGACUUCCCGUCUUUGUCCCGAGUACACAAAGGUAGCGCGACAAUCUCUACCUGGGGGUGUGUGGCGGUCGUCUAUGCCCCAUAGGCCGGGACAAACACUCGCACUUAAGCCAUUCCAGCUGAGUCUACAUUAUACCUAUGUGCGUUGUUGUUGACCCUGCUCUUUGUUUAUCUACACACGUGUGACCGGCUAGUGCGCUAGACCAUCACAAUUCCUUAGCCCCGCCCACCACAUUCCGACACAUGUGGCGCGAUUCACAGAUGGCGACAUAAUAGAACGAAGGUUUUUAUUUGUGGAGAGAGUAGACGUUCAGUAACAUCUGUUAGACAGCCGGGGGAUAAGACUCGCGCGAUCUCACGAGAAAUCAUUCUGGGUGUUGUUCAGCUUGCAGGGAUACACAAUGAGGGGAACAAAAUGUCUAUAUUCACCAGGUGACGUUUUCCAGACAAUUCCUUCUCUAAUGCCAGGACACACAGUACAACAUCCCGCCAUGAUUGGGUUAUCGCCCAUCGAGCAAGCGGAAGUCAUUCUAACCGGGUACAGAGACUGCGCGGCAGAAGCUAUACGAUACCUUGUAGAAGAGGAACGUUUCGCCGUAGAUGAUCCAAUUGUUUUAGGACUUCGGAAACAUUUAUACGAACAGCAACGUGCAUUAAAUAUACACAGAAUUUUGUCUAACUUGGAAAACAAUCCAGUCUACCUCGAUAGUGUACAGAAUGUGGCUUUGGAUGAUUCGGGUAUCGACGACGUAGAUUUGUGUUGCAAUGAAAAUCACAUGACUUCUGAGGUACAGGUCCAAAACGAGGCUCCUUCAGAACCUCAACAGAGUGCGAUAAGCACGAUACCACCGGAAGUUGAUCGUGACGCUGUUGUGUCACUUGCGGAGGAAAUUCUGUCUCUCAUAGAGCUAGAAGACUCUUCAGGCGGUAUGGAGGAGAUGGAAAUGGAGGAGGAAGAGGAACUUCCGAUUGUUUAACUCCGAGUGUUAGUUUAAUUAUUAUCUACUAAGCUGUUUGUGUUAUGCAGUUCCCAACUUCCCAUGUUGUAUAAUGAAUAGAGGAAUGACUUUGUAACAAGAAUUAGAUCUCGGUAAUGUGACACACACAUGAUGAUUGUCUCUAUGGUCGAGAUGACUGUAUGAUUUAUCAUUAAACAAUCAUGUACCAUGAAAUGUAAUAAUGAUUGCAUUAUAUAUUAUGUAAACUAAGGUACAUUUCAGCACUCCAAAUUUGAUCCCCUAGUUCAUUUCAUUUUUCUAUUAUGUCACGAUAAUUCGAAAAAGUCUGCGAUUAAGGCACAACCAGAAUUUCCUCUGUUCCUUGAAGGAAACCUUUGAUGUUGUGAGCUGUUUUAGGCACUUUUUACGAACCCAUACCUGUGAGAGAGAAAUUACAAACGCCAUUUUUGUUUUUAUUUAUUACAGUAUUAGAUAUUGGAGGCUCCGCAAUAAUACCAAUGCCUUUGCUAAAUUUUGUCUUGCAUACGAAUGAUAUUCAAGAAUUUUUCAUAGUGAAGUCUCUUAUUUUUAAUUUACAUAUUGUGUUUCUAAGUAAUUGCUUUAUGUGUUCAGGUAUUCUUAUAUACCAUGUAUAUCUAUAUACCUUAAUGUAUGUUUAUUUUAUUUAAUAUUUAAUUUUUUGCCCAUGUUUUUUAAAAAAAUUCUUCUUGUUUUAUAGUUUAUCAAUAAAUUUUUCAUAAA
This is a messenger RNA of Ostrea edulis (European flat oyster), 2243 nucleotides long. RefSeq lists its product as uncharacterized. NCBI's taxonomy places the organism in Eukaryota, Metazoa, Mollusca, Bivalvia, Ostreida, Ostreidae. The transcript has 2 exons. The record is from RefSeq and is a predicted model, not a curated record. Bases 945 to 1520 code for a protein of 191 amino acids.